This is a messenger RNA of Verruconis gallopava, 1438 nucleotides long. RefSeq lists its product as uncharacterized. Bases 97 to 1173 code for a protein of 358 amino acids. The transcript is spliced from 2 exons. NCBI's taxonomy places the organism in Eukaryota, Fungi, Ascomycota, Dothideomycetes, Venturiales, Sympoventuriaceae. The record is from RefSeq and is a predicted model, not a curated record.
CUCCAAGUUCAAUCGUGCUUUUGAGAGAAAGAAAGAAUUAAAAAAAAGUAUCUUUGGAGCCUGUAAAGAGCCUUUAUCACUACCGAAAGAAGGAAAAUGGGUGAAAUUCCUCCAGAGCUUCAGAAGAGCCUUGACGCGACGAAGGUAUCUUAUGUUCAGCUCGGAAGGUCUGGCCUGAGGGUCUCGCUUCCCAUCUUAGGAGCCAUGUCCUUUGGACACAAAGAUUGGGCUCCUUGGGUGGUAGAAGACGAAUCGGAGGUAGAAAAGCUGCUUUUGGGCGCAUACGAGAGAGGAUUGAACACCUGGGACACAGCGAACGUCUAUUCGAACGGCGUGAGUGAGGAGUUGAUCGGCCGCAUCAUCAAGAAGAACGGCAUUCCACGACACAAAGUCAUCAUCCUCACCAAGUGUUUCGGUACAGUGGGAGAGACGCCCGCGCUGUCCCAUCUGAAGUAUCCCCAGAUGAAGAACACGAGGGACUACGUGAAUCAGUCAGGUUUGUCGAGACAGGCUAUUUUUAACGCAGUCAAUGCCAGUCUAGCGCGUUUGCAGACUGAUUACAUUGACCUGUUGCAAAUCCAUCGUUUUGAUCCGACAGUACCAAUAGAAGAGACGAUGGAGGCGCUCCAUGAUCUGGUCAAAAGUGGAAAAGUCCGGUACAUUGGGGCGAGCUCCAUGUGGACAUACCAGUUCGCACAGAUGCAAUUUACGGCAGAGAAACACGGUUGGACCAAGUUCGUAAGCAUGCAAAACCAUUAUUCUCUUUGCUACCGAGAGGAGGAGCGCGAGAUGAACAAGUUUUGUCACGAAACCGGUGUUGGCCUUAUUCCAUGGUCUCCACUGUAUCGAGGACACCUCGCAAGGCCAGUGGACAGUGGCGAGACCGUUCGCUCCGAAUCAACGAAGAAGACUCUUUCAGCGUUCUCAAACAUUACGGCAGAAGAUAAAGCGAUAAUCAAGCGAGUUGAGGAAUUGGCUCAGAAGAAGGGUUGGAAGAUGUCUCAGGUUGCGUUGGCCUGGAUCGUGCAGAAGAACACGAUUCCCAUUGUAGGUUUCAGCAAUCUGGAAAGGCUGGACGAAGCUGUCGAGGUGAAAGGCAAGACUUUGACAGAGGAUGAGAUGAAAUAUCUUGAGGAGUUGUAUAUUCCUAAGCCUAUCGUUGGACAUUUUUAAGAAAGGCCAUGCUAAUUUGCAUCAAGCUGGCCAUGAUUUUCAAGUGUCUUAAGUGACAUCUGGUGCUUGAAAAGUCACUCUGUUGGAUCCAUAAGCCUCGAUUUUGGAAUCAUGUCUAAGUAGCAAUUAAUAAGUCGCCCAUUGCGUGCAGAACAUGACCAGAGUGUCUAGAGAAAGAGUGGAUGAAUACGACAAUCUCUAGACAGAAGAGCAGUAGUUGUCAUUCUUCCACCCAGAGUGUUGUUGGUGCCAUGAGAUAUAAUCU